Seriola aureovittata is the source of this 8710-nucleotide messenger RNA. RefSeq names its product EFR3 homolog A (S. cerevisiae) (gene efr3a). Gene Ontology annotation, biological process: protein localization to plasma membrane. The transcript has 24 exons. The record is from RefSeq and is a predicted model, not a curated record. The coding region runs from base 243 to 2705 and encodes 820 amino acids. Gene Ontology annotation, cellular component: plasma membrane. NCBI's taxonomy places the organism in Eukaryota, Metazoa, Chordata, Actinopteri, Carangiformes, Carangidae.
GAGCGGGGGAGUUUUUUGGAGCUGCUCCGCCGCAGCACACACUUCCGUGUUGUCUGUCACCGUAAAGCAGGAAGCACUGUAGUAAUGUGUAGGAGUUAACCUGUCCCGCUGCUGUUUACCUACAGAGUCGUCAUUCCGAUGCCAGGUGAAGUGAAACGGCAGGAGAAGCUACAUGGAGGCUAACUAACCCCGGACCAAUCGGUGCUCGGCGUACAGAGGAACUGCGGUACAUUAGCACCAGAAUGCCAGCCGGAGUGUGUGGCUGCUGUGGGCCGCUGAGGCCGAGGUACAAACGCCUGGUGGACAACAUCUUCCCUGAGGACCCCAAAGAUGGACUCAGUAAAUCUGACAUGGAGAAGCUGACCUUCUAUGCUGUGUCGGCUCCAGAGAAGCUGGACAGGAUUGGAGCGUACCUGGCCGAGAGGCUGAGCAGAGAUGUCGUGCGACACCGCUAUGGGUACGUGGUGAUAGCCAUGGAGGCUCUGGACCAGCUGCUGAUGGCCUGUCACUCUCAGAGCAUUAAACCCUUCGUGGAGAGUUUCCUGCACAUGGUCGCCAAGCUGCUGGAGUCCAGAGAGCCGGACCUGCAGGUCCUUGGAACCAACUCGUUUGUGAAGUUUGCCAACAUCGAGGAGGACACGCCGUCCUAUCAUCGCCGCUACGACUUCUUUGUGUCUCAGUUCAGCGCCAUGUGCCACUCAACUCAUGAAGAUGUUGAGACCAGAACAAGGAUCCGUGUGGCGGGGAUUAAAGGCCUGCAGGGUGUGGUGAGGAAAACGGUGAACGACGAGCUGCAGGCCAUCAUCUGGGAGCCUCAGCACAUGGACAAACUGAUCCCAUCCAUGCUGUUCAACAUGCAGGACAGUGAAGACCUGGACAGGGCGGGGCACCCCAGCACACCGUCGGGGGCGGGUCAGGAUGGCGAGGAAAACCCGGCGGCGCUGGCUGAGAGCUGCUUCAGAGAGCUGCUGGGCAGGGCGGCCUACGGCAACAUGAACAACGCCGUGCGACCCGUCUUAGUUCACCUGGAUAAUCACCACCUUUGGGACCCCAAUGAGUUUGCUGUUUCCUGCUUCAGAAUCAUCAUGUACUCCAUCCAGGCUCAGCACUCCCACCACGUCAUCCAGCAGGUUCUGAACCACCUGGACACUCACAACAAGACCGCGCCGCGGGUCAGGGCCGGCAUCGUCCAGGUCCUCCUGGAGACGGUGGCCAUCGCUGCCAAAGGCUCAGUGGGUCCCACAGUGCUGGAGGUGUUCAACACUCUGCUCAAACACCUGCGGAUGAGCGUGGACUUCGAGCUGGGCGAGAGCUCAAGGAGAAACUCCAGUGCCAGCGCUUCCUCUGUCCGUGGCAAAGAAAGUGAAGAGCGGAUCGUCCAGAACGCCAUCAUCCAGACCAUCGGCUUCUUCGGUGGAAACCUGCCAGACUACCAGCGAGCUGAGGUCAUGAUGUUCAUCAUGGGCAAAGUGCCAGUGUAUGGGACCCCCUGCCACACCUUGGACACCGUCAAGAUUGGGCAUCAGGGAACCAAGAGGAUCCAGACCAUGCUGCUCAGCUCCCUCAUCAUGGUAACCUCCGGCUUCAAGUCUAAGUCCAUGGCAGCUGCGUUGCCUCCUCCUUUCCUGGACCCGCUCUUCUCCAUCUCCCUGAUGGAGGACAGCGAGCUGAGGCAGCUGGUGCUCGAGAUCCUGCACAACAUCAUUGAUCGCCAUGACAACCGCGCCAAGCUACGCGGCAUCAGAAUCAUUCCCAACGUCGCAGCACUGAAGAUUAAAAGAGAGAAGAUUUCCAAACAAGACGUCGCAUUCAUGAAGAAGCACGGCCAGCAGCUCUACCGCCACAUCUACCUGGGCUGUAAGGAAGAGGAUAACGUCCAUAAAAACUUUGAGCUGCUCUUCACCACCCUGGCCAUUCUGACUAUUGAGCUGGCCAACGAGGAGGUGGUCAUCGACCUCAUCCGGCUCUCUGUCGCUCUGCAGGACAUGGUUCUGGCCAAUGAGGAGAACAUGCCAAUGAUUAUUCGCUGUGGCGUCAAUGCACUGGUGGCGGCGUACCUCAACUUCCUGAGCCAGAUGAUCGCCAACCCCCCGUUCUGUCAGCACGUCAGCAAGGUUAUCGAGCUGAGGAACAUGGACGCUCCGUACCUCCUCCCAGAGCACAUCUUCAGAGACAAGUGUCCACUCCCUGAAUCUCUGGACAAGGAGGACAGACUGCUGUACUUCCAGACCUCCGACAUGGCCGAGUGUCUGGCAGGACCGGGAUACAACGCAGACAGACUCUCCAUCCCCUACAUCCCCCAAGUCACAGAUGAAGACCGUCUGAGUAGGAGGAAGAGCUUCGUGGACACAGUCUCCAUCGGGAUGGAUAUCGUGUCCAACAGCCUUCCAGACAAGUCUCAGCUGGCUGAGGAGAUCACAUUCGAGACCCUGAAGAAGGCUAUAGACACCACCGGUCUGGAGGAGCAGGAGCGGGAGAAGAGGCGUCAGGUGAUGGAGAAGUUCCAGAAAGCUCCGUUUGAGGAGAUCGCCGCUCACUGCGAGUCCAAGGCGAAUAUGUUGCACGACCGGCUGGCACAAAUCUUCGAACUUACAAUUCGGCCUCCACCCAGCCCGUCCGGAGUGGUUUCCAUCUCAGCGGGACACACCCAGCACCAGUCGGUACCUGUCUACGAGAUGAAGUUUCCAGACCUGUGUGUCUACUGAAACACACACACACACACACACACACACACACACACACACACACACAAAAGACAGCUGAAACGCAAAAUGCAAUUUAAAAAUGCUGAAAAAGAACAAAACAAUCACAAUCUGUUGUCCAGGUUCCUAUUCAGACCAGCACAAGAGCACAAAACGCAGCAAAACAAUUUGAUAUCAUAUCUUAACUUUUCUCCUCUUUCUUAAACACUCUGAUCUUUAACUGAGCUUAAAGCAGCUCUACAUGAACUUUGUUUCCUGACUCACAUCCCUGACGCUAAACACAACUGAACUUACAAAGUACAGGAACAGCAAAAACAAAAACAGCUUGACCUGUGAGAUUUCAGUGAUUUGAUGCUGAUCUGAUGUUGCUGAUCCAGUCAGUCGUCAACACCUUGUACAUACGCUCUUUAGUCUAAGAUUAACCUCUUGAAGAACCGGCUAAAACCAGCUCCAGGUUUUAAAUGUGAAGCUGGUUUUAGCGGCUUCUGCCUCCUAACAAGUAUCUGUUCUCAUGUUGAUCCGUAGGCGUCAGUGUCACUAAUGAGUAUUAGUAAUAUAUUAGCAUCAGCUGUAAAAAAAAAACUGAGUAACUGGUAGAAGGCGGAUUAGUGUUAGGCUCACUGCUGCAUGGCUGUUCCGACCUGUUCAGUCUAGUAAGUCCUCUCUCCUCAGUCUUUGCUAUUUAAAGGUGAAUAAGCAUCAGAAACGACUUCAGCGACCAGCUACAGGUGUCUGUUCGGCACAGAGACUCGGUGGAUGAGCCGAAGAGAGUUGCAUUUCAACACAGUUCAGUAGAAGUGGUUCAUGGUUGGUGAUUUCUCCUGAUAACUGAAGCUCUUCGGACACUUCAAAUGUUUGAGUCUGAUUUCUUCUCCCUGAAGUAGCUCAUGUAUAAAAACGUGUAAUUGUAACUGUGACACGCGAUGACGGAACAAACAGGGAAAUAGUGACGUCACUCCGGGAAACGGGCGGAGGUGUUGGCAGGUCACGUUUGGAGCAGCCGCGUCGAACAAAUGUCAGAUGGUCUUCCUGAAAAACUAAGCCGGGCGACAACAAACAGGCUGAUAGAGAUUUAUAUUUAAGAAACAGGAGUUCAAUUACCAGCAUGAAUUGACUUGGUUUUAACUUUAAAUAGAAAAAUUUGACUGAUCGUUGCUGUAUUUAUUUUCCAUUUAGCGUCUUUAGAACAAACGUAGAGACUGAGCACAAAACCUGAACUGCAAAAUACUGAAAGGUAUGAAAUCUUUUGCGAUGUGAGCUACAUUUGAGGGACAGUUCAACUCUUUACAUGCACAUGUUACAGUCAUUACCUUGGCUCAACAUGUUACAGCACUUGUUUUUGACCCUGCGCUCAAGUUUCUGAAUUGUGAAUUGUGAAUUGUUCAUUCUGUCCAGCUGCAUCCAUUUCAUCCACACCAACUGACAUUUCUCUAUCAUUAAUGUACAUGGAUGUAGCUUGGUAGCUAGCUCUGUAGGAAGAUGACUGAUGACUUAAUCCCUCCUACUAAGAUCUAACUGGUUGAUUAAUUCUACAAAUGGCAGAAAUAACCAGACCUGUUUUGAACUGCUGAACAAACCUAAGAAGUAGGCGACAAGACGUUCCUCAGUUCUGGUAGACGUUCUUUUUAAUCGUCCAAUUACACACGAACAUAGGCAGGUAUGUGAGUAACGCUGCUGCACCGCCGCCACAAUCGUCAGUGUAUCUGUGGUAAAAAAAAAUCUAGUGAAUAAGUUCUCUUAGUUUGUCAGACAUGAAGCUGAUUUCUACCUGUGAUAUAGAUUUCGUCCAACACAAUGACCUCACUGUGAACGUCUUGGACUCGACCAGCGGCUCGAACUUCUCCCUGCUCUGUUCGCAGCUUCCUAAAAAAACCAAAACAUGUCCCGUUGCCAAAGAUUCAAAGACUCAAAAUGUCUCAAUCGAAGUGUUUUUCUGAGCCAGUGUCUGUGAGGAGCCAUAUGGAGAGUUUCAUUCAGCAGCUGACACCUCAUCAUAGUUAACCUCCCCAGGGAAUGUGUUGAUAUUCAUCGAGCUGUUGAUUAUUAAUUCAUGUCUGAUACAAAUCAGUGACAUUUUUCUUUUGGAGGAUUUCAUCAACAGUUACCACAAGGCCGCGGUUUGUUUCCUGAAGUACAGGAGGCGUUUUCUGGAAUGAGAUCCUUCGUAUGAGGCGAAGCUGCAGCUGCGAUCUGUAAUGACAGAUGGUUAUCAGCAUUUUCUCUGAUCUGAGCUCAGCGCAGGAAGAGAAAUCCCUCCAGCUGGAGGCGGAUACCUGCUGCCUUCGUUUUGGUCUGAGCAGCUGUUUAGAGCACAUCUCAACCUUCGCUUUUCCGAGGUUGAAGGUCGGUCAUCAAACUCAAAUCAGAUGACUCGUUUGUGGCUUGUUUGGAUCCAGAUCUGUUCCUGUUGCACCUUUUCCUCUGCUGAGAGUUGAACAGAAUGAGAUGGCGAAAGCUGGAGAAAUAAGAUGGAGAAGUGAAUGAAGGAAUGGUUGUGGAUGUUUUCUACAUGGUCGUGUACGUUUCAGAUGGUUUUGUAUGUUUAACGUCGUUGAGUGCAGAUUGUGUUCCUGAACAAAAAGAGGUCGACUAAAUGAACUUUGCGCAAAAUCACCAACAUGAGCCUGAGAACUCAGAACAAUCGUCUGCUUAGUUUUGACUCUGUAUGUCUCUUUUCUGGAUCAGUAAGAAUGGAAGUCGUCUGGCUCACUCUAUUGUGUGGGUGACUCUCAAAGGACUGAACCAACAUGCAAGCCAGAGGUCAUGUGAUCAGUGGGUGCAGUGCUACCAUUGGUGCUAGCAAGCGUCUCCACUGUAUCUGAUUACCUCCAUAAGUAACGUUAGCCUAGCGAGCGGAGAUGACAUCCAAUGUUGUCACACAGAUAACAGAUCCUGAUACAGACUGCAGGUUAAUACGAGGUGCAAAUGGAGUCUUUGUGUUCUUCUGGUCUAAAUGUGAUUUUCUAGUCUGCCAGUGGCUGGUGAUGUCUGUAAUAAACCAGCCAAUGUGAGCGUUGGCUACAGAGUUAGCUGGCUUGUAGAGUCGCUGCUACAAAGGAUUUGACAAUGAAAGGAAAACUCAUGAAGCCUGAGUGAAAGAAAAUGUAUAGAAAGAUCAUCCACUGAUGCAUUAUCCUCUGCAUAUCUGCGCUGCGUAACGUCUUAGCUUUAAAUGCAAGCUGUUAUGAUUUGAAAUCAUAGUAUCAUAGCUGUACUGUAACUGCAUGAUAUCUUAAUAUCAAUAACUUGCCGAUGGGGGGCGCUGGGAGUUUAUCUUGAAACAAAAAAAAAAAAAAAUCCAUCUAAACAAGUUGUUUCAUCGACUGGAUCCUAAAGUCUGGUUUCCAUUCAGACGGGUUUUUAACGCGUUUGGAGGAAAUGAGAUUUCACAGGUGAAGGGUGGAUGAACUGUUUGUUUAGAUGUGGCUGGGAAACGUGAUCACUUCCUCUUCUGAAUGUGUCAUUAUAACAGUAUAUCAUAUAUAUUUUUGUACAUUUUAUGCAUCACGUUUGGUCAAAUCGUUGCCUGGUAGAGAUUUAGAGACUGGGAGAUUUAUUCUUGUCAAUCACAUUCAUCAAAAUGAAAACAGAUGCUGAUUCCUUUAAUAAUUCCGUUUUUUGUUGUUUACCAUGAAUAUGACGGUUCAGGGUUUCAAUGGGAUUGUGCAGUGGGAGAAAUCUCAUUUAUCAUACUACUACUUGAGUUUUUAUUUUUAUCGUAGAAUGAAUUAUAUCAUUUAAAAUAUGAUGAAACAGUAAUGAAUAUUAUAUCUAGAGUCUGAUGAUGUCGGUUAUUUUUACAUAAUACAGAGUAAAUCAGUGCAAUCUGCUAAUUUUAGCAUCUAGAUUUUUAUUUUUAUUUUUCAAAGAAGUUGCAGCUUUGGUUCAGACUCGAGAGUUUUAGAUACGAAAUGAGACUGUGACGGGAACAAAGUAAAGGAUCGCAGCACGAACAGCCACUUCACCAGCAUUAAUACAAGUGCAAACUGCUUCCACCUUUAAUUUAGAUUCAGCAGCAGCAGCAGCGUUCAAACGCCCUUUAAGUCCAUUUAUAAUGACUGUGUUCUGUAAUGUGAAGCCUGAGGCCAUUUACAGCCGUUAGCGCCCGAUUGCAGCAGUUUGCAUCACACAUCAUUCUCAUAUCCUCUGAGUCAUGAGUCAAAUCUGAAUCACACGCGUGAUACGACUCAGUGUGAUUACACUGUGUGAGAAGAUGAUUAUCUCUGAUCUCUAACGCAAGAAAACAUCCAGAAAUCCGCCUGGAAAUCAUAGAAAAAAGACCCUCCUUAUAACUGCAGAACUUGCCUGAGAAAGUUCGUGUUUUUAAGUUCCUUCAGUGUCACAGUGAACCAGUGACAGCUGUCAGUACAUCCGUGGAUACACUGCGGAAAGGAACUGAUAAGAGAUAAUUCGGCUACUUUUUAAUGUUGCCAAUUUUUUGCCGAAGCUUCAGGUUGUAGAUCAGAGCUAACGUGCUGAAUCCAUGGCAACACUUCCUGUGCUGUAGUAACUUCCAAAACUGUAACUUUGAGCAUGAUUAUACCCCAAGUAGAAGUAUGGCAAAGAAUAAUGAUAAUGUUUUUCAUGCUACAUCAAUAGUUUUUAAGCUGCAGGACAGUGAAACGUUUAUCAGUGCUGAAGCUGACGUUUUGCUCUUUUGUUUUUAAAUUACAGAAACAACAAUUUCCAUAUCUGUUGCGUAAACACGUCCAUGAGAUCCACAAUCCGAAUUUUCGCAGUUUCACCCAUUCAGAUAAAUAUCGAAGAUAUGUUAGAGCUGGAUCUGAAUCUGUCCUGAGCUGCAACUUCUUCACCACAGUGAGCGUUAACUGGUGUUUGAAUUAAACAAUAUCAAAAGAGUCUAAAGCUUCAGCUCAAUGAGUCUCUGCUACUUUUGAUAAAUGAAUAUUAUAUUUAAUAGAUUUAGCUCGAUCUGUCGUUUGAAGCGUAGCAGCAGAUGUAUGGCCACGUAAUAAACAGUUAAUAUCUGUUACAAUGAAAUAUGACAUUGUGUUUGCACUUUGUGUACCUGGUACUAUAGCAACAACCACUCAGCACAGAUCAGUGCUUGGUACAAAUGGAUGAUUAGAGAUUUCAGUUCAGUUUGUGAAAUGUUGUAUUCAAGAAUCACUUUGUGUGAAACUGUAAAAAAAAAACUAAAAUGUCCCUCUUGACCAGUGAGUGAAGUCUUAAAGUUAAGAUGAGUAAAUGGGGUGAAAUGAUUUCACUGCUAACCUGCCUUACUCCGAACGCUGGACUCAAACAGUUCUUCACUUUUCAAGAUGGACGUUUGUGCAGAAAAAUGACAAGAACAACAAAAAACUGAGCUGCUGAUUAUGUUUUUUUUUUGUUUUGUUAUUUUGUUUUUUUUAUUGGUGAUGCAACAGUUUGUAUUUUUGUGCCAGUUUUAGAGAUCAAAGUUGUCAAGUGUGUGUUCAGCCUUCACGGUGACAGACUGCUAAAGCUCGGCUUCGUUUCAACACACCGAUGACUUUAACCACUAGGCGGCGCUGAGGCUCGGCUCCGGCUGCGGCUUCAGGAAAUGGGUUCAGAUUAGUUCCACAUCCUGAGUUCAGCAUCUGCUUCGGUUUGAGACACAAAACCUGCUUUAACUUUUAUUUUGUUUUGGUCAGAGAAAGCGGAGCACGCAUUUCUUUUAUCAAGCUGAGUCAUAAACGAUAAAGUCUAAACAACAAUUAAUCUGAGACUAAAUUAAACUUGUUUUCUCGUGAUCGUUGACGAAGGACUGUGGACUCUUGGGCUGCGACUAAUUAUUAUUCUUAUUAACUGUUAAUUAAUUCAUUGAUUAUUCAUUUACUCUACAGCUUGUGGCACAAUAUCUUCAGCUCAUAUGUCACUUAGCAGCUUUUUCUGACAGUGACAUUAUUUCCUGAACCACAGUGGCAGCAGAGCCUCAGCGCUUUAUUACAAAGCCUCUAUUUAAUAGUAAAUUGUGCAUUGAGAUUAAUGUUCAAGAGACUUAAAUAAAGUGUUUCUAUCAAAUCUGA